CGGGGCGGUGCGUGGGAGAGGGGCCGCCGCCUGACGCUCGGGGACUUCUCUUCCGAGUGGUUUUGACCAGCAAGCCAAGAAGAGGGGGCUUGGAAACUUUUUUUUUCCUGGCUGAAAGGAUGCAAACUGAGUAAGUACAUAGAACUUUGAACUGGAAACCAAGACAAGCAACACCCAGACACGAACCACGUCCAUUCCAAGGGCUGACUCCCUUUUUGUGGUAAAAGCCGUGAAUGCUGAUGGCCAGGUGGUCAUUUAAAACUGAAUGAAGGCAAGCGGUGACGAAACGCAAAGGGCUGGCAAGCCGGGACUGUUUGAAAACCGGAGGGAGAAGGAGGAACUGCUGGGGCGACCUGGCCUGUCUCCAGCUGGGCGACGGGCGCUUGGGGCUUUAACCGACUGCGUCGUUCAGUGCAGACUCCAGAUUGACUUUGGCGUCGGCGGCCCCGUUCCCGCAGAGCCCAGGCAGAGGCGGACUCCCUCGCUGCGAGGCUAAGGAUGUCGUGAAAAGAAGGCAUUCCCGGAAGCAAGACUUUGGCAGCUGGGAUGCCCUCGGCUGGUUAGUGACGGCUCUCCUGGCGUUGGCAUCUUUUUACAGCUCAGGGCAGCCGCUUUUCGACUGUCGCCCGUGGCAGGGCUCUCAUGACCCACCUCAGCCUUGUGGGCCCUGCGAUUGCUCCUUGGCAUGACCCGUCGGAAAGUCGCUAAGCGGGGAUGGAGCGCACUUGAGCGCAGUUGUGGAAAAAAGAAGACAGAUUGGGACUUUUCAUGCUGACAGAGAGUAGCUGCUAUGACUUUUCCGGCAACGUGGACAGGGGCCAAGUGAAGCUGAACUGGACAUGGUCUGUCGCCCAGUGUUCCUGUGUCGUCGGCGAUUCUGGCCCCGGCCCUUCCUGGUGGGCUUGGUGGUGGCGAUCUGCCUGUUCUUCCAGACCCUGCCGCUCCGAGGCACCGGGCGGCUCACGGCUGCGGUCCCCGCGGCCGCCCCGCAAGCGCCCGCAGAAACGCAGGCCGGCCGGUGCAGGAAGGGACACCCCCCGGACCAGCAGUGCUUCCUUCCGUCGGGCAGCGCACGGGAAAUCAGAAAGAUCCAAGAGGCUAUUGAAACACACUUUGGCAGUCAUGGCAGAAGGGCCGUGCUCUACCAGCCUCCUUCCUACAGCCAAGCCGAGCUGCAGGUUUACCAACGCAUCCUCACUCAGCAUCACUACACAGCUGUCGUUGCUGAAGGAAGGCUCGCUGCUGGCCCGGGGCAGGGGCUGCUACACCAAGGUGAUUUGGGCCCUUGGGAUCUGCUCAUUUGCCUGUCUUCUAGGGAAGCAGAAGAAAACCCUUGCAUAUCCAAGGAGGACAUGUGCCGGCUAGGUACUCAUCAAAAGGUAAACAUAAUACCAGAAAUACAGCAUCAGCUUUGCAGGAAGGAAGGAUUAUGUCAAAUAAUUAGAAGAUUUCCAGAAUUGCGACUUCCAGUGAGUCCCUCUGUGUGUCUGGCUCAGGAAAUACAAUUACAACCAAAUACUUCAAGGCACCUUUUAAAACCAGUGAAGCCACAUAUGUGGAAACUAUGGGGCUGGAGGCAAGAACUACUGAAUCAAACAAGAGUCCUUGCUCCACACGAAACAACCUUUCAAGCUGAAGAUCUCUCCAUGAUUCUUAAAGCAUAUGUGUUAGUGACAUCCUUAACCCCUUUGCGUGCAUUCAUUCAUUCAACUGGCACAGUUUGGAAUCCACCAAAGAGAAAGCGCUUCACUGUCAAGCUGCAAACAUUUUUUGAGACAUUCCUGAGGGCCAGUUCCCCUCUGCAGGCUUUUGAUAACAUGAAGGAAGUAAUUACCAAACUGUUGCUGGCAGCUGAAGUGUUCAGUGAAGCAUCUACUCUGGGACCAAAGACCUUCAAUAGAUGCAGAUUAUGUUUUCAACUCUUAACUUUUGACAUCGGGUAUGACAGUUUCAGGCACCCUCUAGUACUCCAGGUUCAUGAACAUUUAAAUUUUCAAGAUGAUGACAGUGUGGAAUUUGAGGACCAAAACACAGAAGAAUUCCUUCUAAAAGAUACUUUCAAUUUUCUCUUCCCCAAUGAAUCUUCGCUUUCUGCAUUUUCUGAGAUAUUUCAGAAACUUUAUAGAUCAGGUAUAUUUAAGGGUGAAAACUAUCAAAAGGAACUAAAUCAAUGCCUGCCUAUAGAGGAAAUUAAUUCAAUUAUGACUUUCAUAGAAGAGCUUGGAGGUCUGGGACAAUUCCAACUGCUCUUCCCAUCUACUACUCCUGGGAUUCAAUCUGUGAUGCAUGAAUUUUAUGCUAUGGAGAGUCCUAUGGGGAAACCUGGCUCGGUUUUGACUCAAUACUGGUCCCUCUUAAAUGCACUUGAACAGUUUCGGCUCAUGAAUAAAAAGACGCAGCUACUUCCACUGGAAUGGAAUACUUUUGCAGAGAAUGAGAACAUUGAAAAACCACAAGUGCUGUUGGAUACAAUUGAAAAUAAAAAAGUGCUACAAAUUAUUAAUGAAGAUAAAGAAAUCCAUUGCAAUAAUGAUAAAGAGACUCUAUGUUACAUCAAGCAGAUCUUCACACUUCCACAUUUGGAACUAAAUCCUGAAUUUAAUCCAAAGAUCAAAGAUUAUUACUCAGAAGUCCCAUUUGAUGUGGUAACAGUGACAAUUGGAGCAGAGACUUCUAAGUGUCAGUGCAAGGUGCACCUGCAUGAGCGGGCAGGGCCAAGCUUUGCCAAGUACCCUCUGGGCUUAGGAAUGAACAAAAUCUCCAUGCUUGUGGUAGAUGAAACUCCAGCACAGGGUGCGACCCUGAUCACAUACAAACUCACCAUCUAUAGAGAAGACCGCCCAAGUCUGCCCUUGUUUGAGGACUUCACAGCAUGUGGUUUUGUACAGGACUGUGGUUUGCUGAUUCAUCCAGAGGAAACCUGUGGGUUACAGCCCAUUUCUUCUGACUACAUUGAAGCCAUUUCACAGCCUGAAUUAAAGAGUUGUCCAUCUGGGGACACAAAAGGCCAGUGGAUUGUGCCUUGCCUUAGUUGUUCUGACAACAGGACCUGUGACUGGAGAGAAAUAACUUGGCAGCCUCACAACUGCCAACAUGGUAUCCUCAUGAAGCCCCAACUCCAGCAGUGCCUACAAGGAAGGAAGAUCCUUUUCAUUGGAGAUUCAACCAACAGAGGCAUCAUGUACUAUCUGAUUGAAAGAGUGAAUGAAACAUUGCAGGAAUGGCAGAAAGUGCAUGGCACUAAAUUGUAUCACAAUGUCAACAGUGGGAAGACGUUGAUCAGUUACUCCUACUACCCUCAGUUCUGGAUAAGCCCUUCAUUGAGACCAACAUUUGAAAAAGCACUUGAACAUCUCUUGCAAAGAUCACGUCCCCUGGAGAAUACUGGCCAGACUGUAUUGGUUGUUGGUGGUGUUCAGUGGCUUAAUUCCAAUCACCUGCAAAUUAUUCACAAGGUUUUGAAGAGGGAAAAUUUACUCAAUAUCCUAGUGAUCAUCAAAACUCUGGGAAUUGGAUUUCAUCUGCCAGUGGAUGGGGUGCAUUUCUUAACACAGGGUGAAGUACAGAACCUGUGGAAAGAAAAUUUGAUUAUUCUGGAUGCUGCAAAAAAAUAUGGCUAUGAAGUAGUUGACACAUUCACUAUAACAAUGGGGCGAUACAAAGAGUUUCUACAGGGGAACUGUGGAUGCCAUUUCCAUGAGGUAGUGAAAUCAAAAUUAUCCCAAGAAUAUCAUUUUAUUAAAAUGAAAAGAUCAAGGAAUCAUAUUGUGGGAAAAUAUUUCAGCAAUCAAAGCAAACUGCAACAACAAGAGUCUGUGACAAAUUUUCAGUCACCAUAUCAUGUCCGAGGUCCGAUAAACCAGGUUUGUUCUGAAAUCCUUAUCAGCAGGAUGUGUGUGCGUACAAGGACAGUGUAGGUGUCCUCCUGCAGAACUGCAUUUGGAGUUGGAGAUAAGCCACGCACCUGGAUGAUGGUCUAAGGACCCACAUUAUGUAUCACCAGUAUUUUGGGUUGACCACAUACACCUACCUGUGCACACCGGCACAUACAUGCACACCACUUAGCUAAAAGGAAGUAAUGAUAACAUUUUCCACCGGUUGUUUUACAGUCAAGAUGCAAACUUGAACAUGAGUUGCUUUCAGGGUGAAUGAUAGAGCUAGAAAAGGGUUACUUGAAUUAUAAUCAUAGACUAAGAUCACUAUGGAUCAGGGAUCGCAUGGUGACCAUAAAGAGAAAUAUGGACAUUUGAAUUAUGUGGAAAAGGGGAUAAUGUUCUUCUGUACUGGGUUAUCUUCUGGAAAGGUACAUUAGUAUUGAAAAGGCAGCACUGACAUUCCACCUGCAAAGUAGGGUUGCACUUGUCUUCUCUAUGAUGACUUAGGCUUUGUGAAUCUAAUGCUUGUGAAAAACGUGUCUUCUUUGAAAAUUUUAUGAUUAGAAAGAAAGGAACAGGAAUUCUCCACAAGGGAGCUGGAAAAGAUUCUGUAAGAGGGAUAGGAGGUGAAGUAUUUUACAGUUCAAACACCCUUUGCACUCUUUGUGUUUUUUAUAAACAUUCCCUUCUGUCUUGUCCGUGAACUUGGAUGGUUAACUGCAGUCUAAACUGAUAAAAACAUACUUGUUUAAAAAGAGAGGAACAAAACAUAGUUCCUCACUUAUUACUUUAGUAUGUUUCAUUGAUAAUGAACUUAAGAAAAUUUUUGUUUGCCAUGAUAGACCAAGUAAUUUAAAUUACAAUGACAUUUUAUGUAAAUAUUUUCCAAAUAUUAUGUAUUUUCAAGUGCACAGUCAUAAAGCAUUUGUUUAUGUCCACAAAUAGUACCAUGCUACUAUAUUUUGAUUUCCUGAGAAACUGUAUCUAAUUCAGACUUAGUGUAGUCAUAAGAUAAUUUUUUAUUAAAAUGGUGGCAUACAUAUAAAACAGACCCAAUUCUAGUAUUGGGGGCAUUCUCUUCUAAAUUUAUAGGUUCAAAUGGUAAAUUUAUUUUUUACACAAAUACUUUGUUGUAAGAUAACAACUCUUAGUCACAGUGGCUCUUAAAGGAUUAUUUUCCCUUUUCGAAAAAGUAACUGAGACAACUUAACUGAAAUAAUUAAAUGUGCAAAUACCUCUAUUUCAUUACUAUGCCAAAAAUAAAACCACCCCUUUUUGAUUGAUCAGUGCUCUGGUAUGAAUACCCACUACUUUUAAAUACUCUAUUUUUAUACAUAUUUUUAUAUGAAGAUCAAUAAGAAUUUAUAUUUAACUGCCUUAAAUUAUAUUUAAAUGCAAAUAUCACUCUUAUAAACAAUACACCUAUGCAGAUUAUAGGUUUACAGAUGAUAGUUUCUUUUUUUUUUUUUAGGAAUGGUACAGAAUUAACUUUUAAAAUGAAGGAUUUUUAGUGUCUUCACCUACAUGCAAGCAUCAUUUUUUAAGUUUUCAGUGAUAAUUUUAAAUGAUAAAAAGUGUUAGCAAUGUGUGCAGCAUCUCCUUGCUGUUGGAAGGUAUUGAAUAUUCUGUAACAGUAUUACAGACAUCUUAUGUUUCUUGUGUUUACUCUUAGUCUGUAAGAACCUCUCAUUGAGGUUCCUCAGGCAUUUACCUCUUCACCAUUGAAAUAAGAAUGGAUUUUAGAAACAAGUGUAAUAACAUUAUGAAUAAAUGUCGUACCAGUAU
Molecule: messenger RNA, 5660 nt
Organism: Lepus europaeus (European hare)
Lineage: Eukaryota; Metazoa; Chordata; Mammalia; Lagomorpha; Leporidae
Gene: CPED1
Product: cadherin like and PC-esterase domain containing 1
Exons: 22
Coding region: 840-3917 (1025 amino acids)
Source: RefSeq, a predicted model, not a curated record